GGGGAACGUUGGCCCCUUCGUGUUAUUGAUUGCCAGUAUUUUCCGAAUGACAGCAAAAUCCACCGAGUAAUAAAGCCCAAUCAUCAUUGGACACUUCAGCCAUAAUUCCUCGCCAAUUGGCUGACCCCUCCGAGUCAUCAGAAAUUACCUCUGUCCCCGUAAUGUGUGUACCCACCUCAGUAACCUCUUGCUGAGUCCCGAGUGUAUUGUCUUCACAAGGGGAAUUGUGUCGAAAUUCAGAGGGGAAAAAAAAAGAAAACAUUGAAAGCUGGGGGGGGCCCAAGGUUCAAGCGACCGCAAAACCGAAUAAUGUUCGUGCCCAAAGCUCAUGUGUCUUCGUUAUUGAGGUGAAUGAGACAUUCAAGUGCGCAAAACUUCGAAAAAAAAUUCAAUAAACCGUCAAUUGAAUAAUUAGAAAAACAAAUUGAACUCCAGACUCAAUUAUCCACGGAUGUCAGUAGAGUGAAGUGAUCAGUUGUGAUAAUUGGAGAGUCAUAAAACUUGGUGUAAUAAUGGCGACCAAUCUGGAGGAGGAGCAGAGUUUACGAGAGUGCGAGGAGUACGUACAGAGGCACAAUAUCCAGCAGGUACUCAAGGAUUGUAUUGUACAAUUGUGCGUUGGUAGACCACAGAAUCCAAUCUCAUUUCUGCGUGAAUAUUUUCAAAAACUAGAGAGGGAACAGGCGCAAGAUGCUAAACAACAAAUUGCUACGAGUCCAGAGGACAUUGAGGAUAUGCCAGGGGGACCCCAGGGGCCACAAGUACCACGACGACGUGGUGGCAUCUCCGCUGAACCUGUCUCCGAGGAGGAUGCCACCAGUUAUGUUAAAAAGGUCGUACCUAAGGAUUAUAAGACCAUGGCUGCACUCAGCAAGGCCAUUGCCAAGAAUGUCCUGUUUGCACAUCUUGAUGAGAACGAGAGAUCUGAUAUUUUCGAUGCUAUGUUUCCGGUUAAUUUUCUACCUGGGGAGCCAAUCAUUCGUCAAGGGGACGAGGGUGACAACUUCUACGUUAUUGAUCAAGGUGAAGUAGAAAUAUUUGUCAAUGGUGAACUAGUAACAACGAUAGGAGAGGGCGGAAGUUUCGGUGAAUUGGCUUUGAUUUAUGGCACUCCUCGUGCAGCUACAGUGAGAGCCAAAACGGAUGUUAAAUUAUGGGGAAUCGAUCGUGAUUCUUAUCGUCGUAUUCUCAUGGGCUCGACCAUAAGAAAGAGAAAAAUGUACGAGGAAUUCUUAUCUAGGGUCUCCAUUCUCGAAUCGCUGGAUAAGUGGGAGCGUCUAACCGUUGCUGAUGCCCUUGAACCUGUGGUAUUUGAAGAUGGCGAAACUAUAGUGAGACAAGGAGAACCCGGUGAGGAUUUUUACAUUAUUGUCGAGGGUACUGCUGUUGUUCUGCAGCAGAGGAGCGAGGGGGAGGAGCCCACUGAAGUCGGGAGACUUGGACCCUCCGAUUACUUUGGUGAAAUAGCUCUCCUUCUGGACAGGCCGAGGGCGGCGACGGUGAUAGCCCGCGGUCCCCUAAAAUGCGUCAAACUCGAUAGAGCACGUUUUGAGCGUGUCUUGGGGCUGUGCGCAGACAUCCUAAAACGAAACAUCACCCAGUACAACAGUUUCGUCUCCUUGUCAGUGUAAAUUUCCCCCCUCCUCCACCACCACCAGCACUGUGACCCUCUCUUUCGUGUAAAAAACGCCACAAUCCAAGGGAUUCAAAAAUCGAUACACAUCUCAUUGUUAUAAUUUUAUUAUUUUAUUAAUCUCAUAAUUUAUCAAAUAACCAAUGGUUAAAUUCAUACUGGAUCGUUAGCCACUGUAAUAAAUACAAUUCUAGUGAACGAUUCAGUGAUAAAUUUGAAAAAAUGGAAUUCUAUAAAAGAAACUUAUAAAUUAAACAUAA
This is a messenger RNA of Diachasmimorpha longicaudata, 1893 nucleotides long. RefSeq names its product Protein kinase, cAMP-dependent, regulatory subunit type 1 (gene Pka-R1). Bases 513 to 1631 code for a protein of 372 amino acids. Gene Ontology annotation, biological process: regulation of protein phosphorylation. Gene Ontology annotation, molecular function: cAMP-dependent protein kinase regulator activity. The record is from RefSeq and is a predicted model, not a curated record. Gene Ontology annotation, cellular component: cAMP-dependent protein kinase complex. NCBI's taxonomy places the organism in Eukaryota, Metazoa, Arthropoda, Insecta, Hymenoptera, Braconidae. The transcript is spliced from 5 exons.